Molecule: messenger RNA, 546 nt
Organism: Botrytis byssoidea
Lineage: Eukaryota; Fungi; Ascomycota; Leotiomycetes; Helotiales; Sclerotiniaceae
Exons: 1
Coding region: 1-546 (181 amino acids)
Source: RefSeq, a predicted model, not a curated record
AUGGAUCUAUCAAAAGUACCAAAGACCAAGCCCAUCUCGGCGAAGAAAGCUGCUCGGUAUAAGAAGAUAUUUGAUGAUCCCCGAAUAAUGAAGGAAAUCUUUAAGCAAUCCGAGGCAUCCAGUCGUUGGGCUGAAGAGCUCAUGAUGAAUGAGCGAGCAUCUCAAUGUACCAAGCCAGGUGGAAAUAUUGACGGGGAAGAGGACCAUGAUGUUGAAGAAGAAGAAGAAGAAGAAGAAGAAGAAGAAGAAGAAGAAGAAGAAGAAGAAGAAGAAGAAGAAGAAGAAGAAGAAGAAGAAGAAGAAGAAGAAGAAGAAGAAGAAGAAGAAGAAGAAGAGGAAUUGGUGGCUUCGAAGUAUUUCAACAAGGAAGUUGUCGUGAAUACCAAGGAUCAAGAGAAGAAGAUAGAGGAAUUUGGGGUUGGAGACGAUAUUUCAAAUUCGCUUGUGUUGAGAAAGCAAGAAGAGGGUUUGGUACUCCCGACCAAGGAUGUCACAACCAAGACCAUUCCGACCACCGAGUCCGGAACCAGCGAUGUGGCAGCAUGA